Molecule: messenger RNA, 1038 nt
Organism: Pseudomassariella vexata
Lineage: Eukaryota; Fungi; Ascomycota; Sordariomycetes; Amphisphaeriales; Pseudomassariaceae
Product: HNRNP arginine N-methyltransferase
Exons: 6
Coding region: 1-1038 (345 amino acids)
Biological process (GO): peptidyl-arginine methylation
Cellular component (GO): nucleus
Molecular function (GO): protein-arginine N-methyltransferase activity
Source: RefSeq, a predicted model, not a curated record
AUGGCUGGUGAAAAGAUGGACGUCGAGCAGGCCGAGCAGGCGCUCAAGAGCAUGGCCCAUUCCGAGCAGCACUACUUCAAUAGUUACAACCACCAUGGAAUCCACGAGGAAAUGCUGAAAGAUGAAGUCCGCACGCGUUCUUACAUGAACGCCAUUGUUCAGAACAAGCACUUAUUCAAGGACAAGAUUGUUCUUGAUGUCGGAUGUGGAACUGCUAUCCUCUCCAUGUUUGCUGUCAAGGCUGGUGCUAAGCAUGUCAUUGGUGUUGAUAUGUCGACCAUCAUCUUCAAGGCCAAGGAGAUCGUCGCAACCAAUGGCAUGAGCGACAAGAUCACUCUGAUCCAGGGCAAGAUGGAGGAGAUUGAGCUGCCGUUCCCAAAAGUCGACAUCAUUAUCUCUGAGUGGAUGGGCUACUUCUUGUUGUACGAGAGCAUGCUCGACACCGUCUUGUAUGCCCGUGACAAGUACCUGAACAAGGACGGUUUGAUCUUCCCCGACAAGGCAACGAUUUUCGUGUGCGGUAUUGAGGAUGGCGAGUACAAGGACGAGAAAAUAGGGUUUUGGGACAACGUCUAUGGUUUUGACUACUCGCCGCUGAAGGAGACUGCUCUGACAGAACCGCUGGUUGACACAGUUGAGGUUAAGGCCGCUGUCACCGACCCCGCCUCUGUCCUGACGCUCGACCUUUACAAGUGCACUGUAGCCGACCUCGCCUUCUCGGUUCCCUUCAAGCUGUCCUGCCGCCGCGAUGACUUCGUACAUGCGUUGGUUGCCUGGUUCGAUAUUGAUUUCACAGCCUGCCAUAAGCCAAUCCGCUUCUCGACAGGGCCACAUACCAAGUAUACACAUUGGAAGCAGACUGUAUUCUACUUGAAGGAUGUGUUGACGGUGCAGCAAGGCGAGGAGGUGGAAUGCAACCUUGAGGUUCGUCCGAACGACAAGAACCGCAGAGACUUGGACAUCAGCAUCAAAUACCUACUCGACACUCAGGACAGCACGAGAUACGCUGAGGGUCGAUUGGACUACAAAAUGUGCUAG